Molecule: messenger RNA, 920 nt
Organism: Zea mays
Lineage: Eukaryota; Viridiplantae; Streptophyta; Magnoliopsida; Poales; Poaceae
Product: serine/threonine-protein kinase STY8
Exons: 3
Coding region: 1-861 (286 amino acids)
Biological process (GO): protein phosphorylation
Molecular function (GO): ATP binding; protein serine/threonine kinase activity
Source: RefSeq, a predicted model, not a curated record
AUGGAACAGGUCGAGCUGCACGAGGUGAUAGGCCGGGGCACGACGGCGGACAUCCACCGGGCGACGUGGCGGGGGCUCGACGUGGCGGUGAAGUGGGUGCGGCCGGAGUUCUUCCGCUCCAACCCCAGCGGCGAGGCCUUCUUCGCGCAGGAGGUCGACGUGCUGUCGCGCCAGCGGCACCCGCACGUGCUGCGCCUGCUUGGCGCGUGCCUGCGCCCGCCCGACAUCUGCUUCCUGGUGACCGAGCUGCUGAGCGGGGCCACGCUGGGGGAGUGGCUGCACGGGGGGCGGGAGCGCCGCGCGCGGCCGCGGGCGGCGUCGUCGCCGCCUCCGCCGCUGGUGGACCGGGUGAGCAGGGCGCUGGACGUCGCGCUGGCCAUGCGGCACCUCCACGCGCAGACGCCCAGGGUCGUGCACCGCGACCUCAAGCCCAGCAACGUGCUCCUGGACGCUCACCUGCGCGCGCGGGUCACGGACUUCGGCCACGCCAGGUUCUUGCCCGACGGGAAGGACGCGCUCACCGGCGAGACUGGGACCUACGUGUACAUGGCUCCGGAAGUGAUUCGCUGUGAACCGUACACUGACAAGUGCGACGUCUACAGCUUCGGCAUCAUGCUGAAUGAGCUGAUAACCGCAGAGCAUCCAUACAUUGAAACAAGCUAUGGACCUAGCAAGAUUGCGCUGAACGUUGCAAAUGGAACAUUGAGGCCAAAACUCCCAGAACAUGAUGCAUAUCCUCCUGGCCUGACUGAUCUCAUCCGCCGGACGUGGGAUGCAGAACCUUCAAGCAGGCCGUCGUUUGCCACUAUAACUUCGGCACUCGGGGAAAUCAAACAGCAAAUUGUGCAACACAGAAUAUAGACAGCAUUCUGAUUAUAUAUGUAGACUUAUACCCUGUUUGGAUCCCAGGAAUCCCUCUU